AUGGCGUCCUACUACGAGGCCCAGGGCUGGCAAGCCCCUCCUACGCGCCAGGCCUCCUGGGAACAGCCGGCUCCCCCGUCGCGAUCAGGAUCAAGCUCCGUCUCUCAGCGCGAUGAAAUCCCGGCCUUCUCUUCUCAGUUCGAUGAGGUCGACCGUGCGAUUGACAAUCUCGUCAAGAGCGGAAAGCUCUGGGCCGCGCCCCGGAGGGAUUCGAUGCCAAUGAUGAUGGGUCGCCCGUACCCCGACUACGAUCCCCGCAUGGCCGGUGCGGUCUCGCAGCGUCAUCACUCGAUCGGCGAGUUCGAUUCUCGGAUGCACCCGAAUCCCUCCCUCCAGGGCUUCUAUGCCUCGCAACGAUUCCAGGGUCGUCCCAAUGAAGUGGAGCAGAUGAUGCAAGCGAAGCGUCGGAUGGCAGCACAGCGUGAGAGGGAGCUCCGCAACUAUCACCAGGAGCAACAGUACAACCGAAGCCUGCUUGCCGAAAUGUCUGGAACCAAGUCCGAUCGCUCGCUCAGCCCAGCCGCCAUGAGCGAGGAAAGUCGCCGCGAGCUUCUGGCUCGUCAGCAUAGGGCCCUGUACGGCAACGACAGCCCCGCCUUCUUCCCCCCUGGAACCUUGACCGAUGAGAACCCUCGUUCCGACAGCCAGGCCGGUGGUACCCCGACUUCUGCCACCGGAGUUCGUGGCCCGUCUCCCCGCGGUGCCGACCCCUUUGGCUUAGCGCAGACUCCCGUCCAAGGGAGUGUGGAUGGCGUGUCUCAGGCUGCUGCCGCCGCCGCCGCCGCCGCUGCCUCCCUCCAGUCACCCUCGCGCGCCAACAGCGCCUCUUCUCCCAGCUCCGGCAUUAACCCUGUCUUUGGCAAGUACGAGACUGCCGAUCAGCCCGGAACUUCUACCUCGUCUCCCGGUGGCGCCGAUUCUCCCUCCUCGAGACAGGCAUCGACCAAGUCGGCGACCGGACCCAUCGGCUCUGUGGGACCCAUUGGCAGCCGGCCUCUUCAACAGACCGGUACCGGCCAGGCUUCCAAUCCAGCCCUGAACAAGCGUUCCACGACCCCCCUUCCGUCUCCCCUGGGAUUCGGCUUCACCUCGAGUGAUGCUACUACCGGCGAGCGUGCUUCGUCGGUUUCCAAUGCCUCGACCGCCGCCGCCGCGACCGCCGGCGUCAAGGACACCACGGGCGGUGGUGUCUCCCUGGGCUGGGGUAACGGCAGUGGCGUGUGGGGAUCGAAGAACGGCUUGGGCGUGCAGGCCUCUGUCUGGGGCUAA
Messenger RNA from Aspergillus uvarum CBS 121591, 1269 nucleotides. RefSeq lists its product as uncharacterized. The transcript has 5 exons. The coding region runs from base 1 to 1269 and encodes 422 amino acids. The record is from RefSeq and is a predicted model, not a curated record. Lineage: Eukaryota; Fungi; Ascomycota; Eurotiomycetes; Eurotiales; Aspergillaceae.